UCUAAAUUGUUUUGUUCAAACAACAUCAAAUUGAUAGUUUCCACAUUUUGGACUCACAAAAAACAAUACAACUAAUGAAUAAUGAAGUUCAUCAUAUUAGUAAUUUCACUUGGAUUUGCAACAAUCAUUCUAUGUGAAAAAUCUCGAAUGGUUUUAAUAACUACUGAUAAACGGUACCAUUCCUUCUACGUGCCAAUAUCCAAAGAGCCUGUCGUAACCUGGAUGGAUACGCAGGAUGGAAUCUAUCCAAACGUGUCUCCAAUCAAUUCCGAGGUUGAAAUUGGAAGUGAAAUAUCUCUUCUGAUCUUCAUGAAAGACAAGAGCAGACUCUACGAUUUGAAAAUUAACAGAUGCGUUGCGUACGACGAGGAGAACUUGAAAAAAUCGAACAAUUCUUUGACCUUGUACAGUAGAUUCGAAAAGGACAAAUCAAAAUCGAAGAAAUACAAAAAUUUGGAUUGGAAACGUGAGCCGAUCGCGAAUUUUACCAGUCUGUUUUAUUCCGAGUUCGAGGCAUUCAAAUUUCCAGAUCACGACAGGAUUUUCUUGACCUGCGACAUUGAA
Molecule: messenger RNA, 564 nt
Organism: Nicrophorus vespilloides
Lineage: Eukaryota; Metazoa; Arthropoda; Insecta; Coleoptera; Silphidae
Exons: 4
Source: RefSeq, a predicted model, not a curated record